Messenger RNA from Ixodes scapularis (black-legged tick), 928 nucleotides. RefSeq lists its product as uncharacterized. The coding region runs from base 320 to 928 and encodes 202 amino acids. The record is from RefSeq and is a predicted model, not a curated record. The transcript has 6 exons. NCBI's taxonomy places the organism in Eukaryota, Metazoa, Arthropoda, Arachnida, Ixodida, Ixodidae.
AGUGAAGGCAGUACAGCCAGUACAGCGGGGCAGCGGUCCGUAUGUGAAUGUCAGCUCGGCGAUUUCGGUUUCACGUUCGGAGACUUCUCGGCAAACAGGACGCAGGCCCCCCUGUAUAACAAGGGAGGCACGCGGGACGCGGUCCAGGGUUCGAGGACUCGUCACCAGCAAGAAGCAGCGGCAGUAGAAUCUGUGGCUGGCGGAUGAGGAUGGGGCGAAUCGGAGUUCUUUCAGGCCCAGCACUCGGCCGGCAGCCGAGCGAGCCCAGAGCACGGGAAGUGUCGGGGAUUCGUGCAAGCGAUGUCGUACGUACCUGAAGAUGAGCCAGGCAAUCAUCGUGUCUUGUUGCAAUAGUCAUCUCAUGGUCCCGGCGUUCUUAGCAACCUCACUGCAGACAGCAACUCUAAUGGAACCGAUCCCGCCCUCAAGUUGUGAUAAUGGAACUGCAUCGUUAAGGAAAACCAGCAGCCCAUUGAAAGUCACCGAGGACAUCUCGUUCAGAUGCUGUUCCUGCACCUACGUCACCAGAGAUCAGCGUGGAAUCGUUCUUGCUGCUGGUAUUGACCCAGUCACCUACGAAGAUGUCACCGGCCCGAGCGAUAUCUGCUGCUGCAAGUUGCGAGCGCAAUUGCCAGUGAUAACCCUCAACGACGCUGACACUGUAUCACGGAAUGGAACUUUCGACCGUGGCCAUGUGCAUUUUCCGGUCCUGCAUAGAAUUCAUCGGGCAACAUUGGUUCUUGCUGCUGGUAUUGACCCAGUCACCUACGAAGAUGUCACCGGCCCGAGCGAUAUCUGCUGCUGCGAAUCGGAAGCGCAAUUGCCAGUGAUAACCCUCAACGACGCUGACACUGCAUCACGAAAUGGAUCGACCGUGGCCAUGUGCAUUUUCUGGUCCUGCAUAGAAUUCAUCGGGCAACAUUGGUAA